ACCGCUGUUCUUCACUGUCCGUCUCCAUCGGCGGCUUAGUGACUCAGUCGUGCGGUGUAUCGACUUAAUCAUUACCACCAGCACGAGUCUGUUAUUAUACACCAUGCAUCAUGGGGGUAAAGUGCUCAUUUUUAACAGUACAGCGUGUUUGUUUAAUAGCAGGUUAGCGCUUAUGUAAUUACUGUUUUCUCUCGCGCGGAGUUCUUAUAAAGCCCUUUGGCUACCGAGCAUCGUCGCAUUGGGACUGCAGGAGGGGGCACUUACUUUUUACCGUGCGUGCUUGGAGGAUCCUGAGUCAUGACCCAGACCUCAGCCAAUGGCUGCACCCAGCUGACCUUGACCUUUGCCCUCAUCCUGUCCCUUGGCCUGUUAUGUUGGCCCUUGGGAGAGGUCAGAGGUCAGACGGAGCUCCGUCCUGCUCAGAUCCUGCAGGAUCUCCUGAGCCGGUAUGGAGAAAACGGGACCAUCUCGGUGCCGCAGCUCCGGUCGCUCCUCGUGCGCCUCGGCACGGAGCAGAGCGGAGAAAACGCACCAGACACGACGACCACGACGCCGACAUCCAUGACCGCGACUUCCAUGACCAACCACUCGACGUGUUUAGCUACAGGCACUCUGGCGGCUCAUGGUCUGAGUGAGAAGUCCCGUUUGGACGGGCCGGGCCUGCAGGAGUUCUGUCCCACCAUGCUGCACCAGCUGGACUCUCGAGUGUGUCGAGAUGAACAGGAGCAGGAACCAGAACCGAGCGCCAAACCGUCCAACGCCGAAGUGUGGGGUUACGGGUUCGUGUGUGUAACGGUGAUCUCGCUCUGUUCGCUGGUCGGCGCCUGCGUGGUGCCCUUCAUGAGGAAAACCUUUUACAAACGGCUGCUGCUCUACUUCAUAGCUCUGGCCAUCGGCACGCUUUAUUCCAACGCGCUCUUUCAGCUCAUCCCCGAGGCUUUCGGUUUCGACCCCAUGGAGGCGUACUACGUGUCCAAAUCCGCCGUCGUCUUCGGAGGUUUCUAUCUGUUCUUCUUUAUGGAAAAAGUCCUCAAGAUGAUCCUCAAACCGAAACAUGGGGGAGGACAUGGUCACAGUCAUUUCCCAGUGGGAAACGGCGACAUGGAGGACGGAGUGAUGGAGAAGCUGCAGAACGGACAGGCAGGAGGAGCGGUGUCCUUGCCUCAAGUAGAGGGAGAGAUCAGAGAGGACGACAAAAUGCUGAGUACCGGACAAACGGCGCAGGACUCUCAAGGGGGGUGUUACUGGUUAAAGGGUCGAGCGUAUUCUGAUAUCGGCACCCUGGCGUGGAUGAUCACUCUCAGUGACGGACUCCAUAACUUUAUAGACGGUUUGGCCAUCGGGGCCUCGUUCACUGCCUCGGUGUUCCAGGGAAUCAGCACGUCAGUGGCCAUCCUGUGUGAGGAGUUUCCCCAUGAACUGGGUGACUUUGUGAUCCUGCUGAACGCAGGAAUGAGCAUCCAGCAGGCUCUGUUCUUCAACUUCCUGUCAGCUUGCUGCUGUUAUUUGGGAAUGGUCUUCGGGAUCCUGGCAGGAAACCAAUUCUCGCCGAACUGGAUCUUCGCUCUGGCAGGCGGAAUGUUCCUCUACAUCGCGCUGGCUGACAUGUUUCCUGAGAUGAACGAAGUGAGUCGUGAGGAAGAGGAAGCUGGAGGAAGCGCGAGCCUCGUGACCUUCGCCAUCCAGAACGCCGGCCUGCUAACCGGUUUCAGCAUCAUGCUCCUCCUGACCGUUUACUCAGGACAGAUACAGCUCGGAUAGCACCGGACAUGAUGGAAUCGACUCGACCAUUUUAACCUUUAACCCCGGCCUCGGAUUGAGGAUCUGCCCAUUGAGAAGUGAGUGCAGGACUCGGAUUUGAGCUCUACGCCUGAGAUUAACUGUGCAAUGUUGAAUGAACUCUGAGGAGCUGCUGAUAGGCUCGAGGGGGGGGGAACCUCACUCUGAGCCAAACUUGAACUGACGUACAAUAUGCAUUUGUGAUGUUUUUCCUUCGUUUUCUUCUGUAUCGUGACCUUUUUUCUUUGGUUUUCCUCGGACUUGUCUGUCACCAUGAUGGACCGGUUUGAGGCGAGCGCUUUGAUCGUCUAAUAGUCCACACGUGAUCUGUUUCAGCUCCAUGUUUGUUUAUUCAGCCGUCGUGUUUUUUUUUGUUGUUGUUUUUUGUUUUGUUUUAACGCUCGAAGUUUGGUUUCACUACCAUAUUUGAAAAGUAUUUGAAGUUCGCUGACCGUGUUGUAGACUAGCUCAAGUCCUAUACUGUCCUGUGCACUAAAAAAAACAGGUUACUAGUUUUAUUCUCCGGUCCUGCUCCAAACAAAUUCUGAGAUAAAACAUAACAGUGCAAAUGUCAAACUGGACGACUAGACUGCAAAUCCAUACGUUUGUUCUCUGCGCCAUAUAAUUAAGUUCCAAUCCUGUUUUCUACACACCCUUGUUGACUUCCCCUAACAACUCGGAGAUACUCGCAACCUAACGGAAGGAAAACCGUGCCGUUAAAGCCGUUUCUUCAGAACGUUUGUGUGUCUUUUAGCGAAUUUAUGACCUUUUAAGAUACAUUUUUUUUCCACAAACGGCAAGAUUUUCUCAGAGAUCCUGCUCACAAGUUUUAGCAAAUGAAAGUCAGCUAGAGGUAUGUCAGUUUAGCUUAUGCUAGUCAGCUAGCUGUCUUUAGCAGAUGAACAUUUAUGACUUAAAAUCCUGACAGGGGAGCUCCUGUUCGAUUUUGCUCAAAGAGGCAAGUUUUUCUCCGAUCCUGUCAUCAGCUGAUGUUAGCCAGCUAGCUAGAAGAUUACAUGAAAUCCUCUCAGGUUAGCUUCUAUUAACCUGCUCACUAUUUGAAUAGGUUUAGCAAAUGAACUUGAUCACCUAAAAUCCUUUCAGAAAUCCUGUCAGAUUAGCUCUGGUUAGCCAGCUGCUUAGCGAUAGUGGCUGAAAAUGUAUGAAAAUGAUAUAAAAUCCUCUCAGAAAUACUUGCAUUGGUUACUAGUCUCCUUCUAGCUAGCGCUGUGAUUUUAAAAUCCUGCCAGAAAUCUUGUCAUUAAUUAAAGUUCUCCAUCUAGUUAGCAUUAAGAUAAAAAAAAUAAAAAAUCCUCUCAGAAAUCCUGUCAGGUUUGUUCAUGUUAGCUAGCUAGCGGAUAAACAUUCCCGAAUAAAAUCCUCUCAGAAAUCUGGUCAGAUUAGCUCAGGUUAGCCAGAUGCUUUUAGCUAUGAUUUUAUGAUUUAAAAUCCUGUCAGCUUGGGCCAUGUUAACCUAUUCACUAGCAAGCUAGCGUUACCAAAUUAACUUUUACUAAUACAAGUCUAAAUUCUGUCAUUAAUUAAUGUUCUCCAUCUAGCUAGCAUUACGAUUUAAAAAAUCCUGUCAGGUUUGUUCAUGUUAGCUAGCUAGCGGAUAAACGUUCCAGAAUAUGACUUAAAAUCCUCUCAGAAAUCCUGUCGCUAGUUCAUGUUCCCUGUCUAGCUAGCAUUAUGAUUUAAAAAUUCUUUCAGAAAUUUUGUCCGGGUAUUUCAUGUUCGCCUUCUAGCUAGCAUUAGUGGAUAAACAUUCCAGAAUCUGACUUAAAACCCUCUCAGAAAUCCUGUCAGUCUCGCUCAUGUUAGCCAGCCAGUUUCAGUGAAGGAUGAUUCAUCACAAAAACCCCCCAAAACAAUCUCUGAAAAGAUAGUGGCAGGGAUUCAAACCCUCUAGAAGAGUUCACAGUAAGGGGAAGUCAACAAGAGCGUGUUUUAUAAAGUAGUGAAGUUGUACGUCACCAAAAUAUCUACUGAAAUAUUACAGAAUUCUUCAUAUUCUGCUAUCUCGUUACUAAAUUUAUUAACAAUGAGCUGUUCGCAUCUUGAAAGACGUAUAUAAAUAAUGUAGUUUUCUCAACUGGAAUUUGUCACAUUCUCAUGCUACUGUAAACAUGCUAAUUUAUCCCUUAGCUUUUCCAAACAGCAUUCCAGAGCAACUCAAACAGCACAACACAACACGACGCCACCAUCCAUCGUGCAGGCACUAUUGUGUGGCGAUGUUUUCGUUUAUUUAUUUCGUAUAUUUGUAUUAUUUCUCAACGAAUCAGAAACUGACGUCUAGUAGACCAAAUAUGCGCCUUUAUUUUACGUUUGCUCCGGUGUUCUUUCCUUUCCCCGAUGUAAAGUCGUCUUUUGUCCAUCGCUGUCAUGUCUGUAUAUGAUGAGGUUCUCGUCCUGACACGUAGUCUCGUAUUUAUUUCAACUCUGCUGUACGUAUAAUACACGGGAGCUGUGUCCGUGUUCCCUUUAACGUGAUAUGGUAAUACGUAACACUUUACAUUACAUUAAGCGUCCUUUAACUAUUUCCUGUGAUGGAUAACAUUAGCAAACCACAAACUUGAGCAUUUUUUACACCAUGCGAACAAACUUAAGACUUGUGUAAAUGAUUAGCAUUAUAAACUUACUUAUGGUGUAUUAAUACUGAUGGUGAUGCUGAUUUAAUAUAAACAAUCAUUCCCUCACCAGCAGCGCUUUUCUCUCGCUCUCUCUCUCUCAAACAACAAACGAAGCUUGUCAUGUUCCCUAAGAAACCGCAAAAAAAAACAAAAAAAAAAAACAUCUGUCUAGAAGACUUUCCUACGUUGGAAAACUUUAGUUCCAGCUUUACCUCCGAUUCUAACAACACACUGAAACUGGAGACUCCUUCCAGAAACAUCACAAUGUAACAAUUAGACUUCUCCGUUUUACGUGGCGUGUCCCUAUGAACGAGUUGUUACUAUAGAAACGGUAACGUAUUAGUGCAAGUGCGUUAAUAUAAACCUGUGAAUUGAACUCGAGUCAGAGCUGCUGUUGGAGAAAAUGUAUCGAGGCAUUCUGACCAAUCAGAAUCGAGACUCGACGAUGCUUUGCUACUUUAGCGUUACGUCCGAUUUGAUUAACGCUGAAGUUUAUGGUUUGUUAAUGUUAUUUUACACCGAACCUUGUGAAAGGGUUCAUUUGGUUCUGGAUUGGCAUCGUGGGGUCAUCAGGGGUCACGGUGAAAAUCUUCUCUUCCAGCUAAAGGAAUAACAAAUUUAAAAAAAAAUUUUUUAAUUAAAAAAAAACUUGUUCAAACCUAAAUUUAGUUUAAAAAGGGAAUUUGAGUGGUAUCGUAUCGUACACAAUAUAACAUUUCUUUUAGUUCUCCGUUAGUGUUCUAAAGGGAACAGACUCUUUGAGUACACCUCCCAUACAGGUCACUUUGCAGGUAUCCAGAUGUGGUCCUGUUGUGGUUCCUUUCCUUUGAUGGAUAGAUUGAUGAAUUAUUGUGCAACAGAUGAGCUACAGCCAGUAAUUGUACACCUACAUGGUAGGGUUUUAACUGAUAAAACAACCAGUGCAGGUAGGAUAUGCUCCAAGCUAAUAAACUAGUUAUCGAGUGACCAAAAUGUUAUCAGAAAGACCCUGGAAGACAUGUGCUACAGUACACCAAGUUACUUUCAUGACAGUAUUUUGCUUUUCUUUUUCUUUUAUUUCUUCAAUUUUUCAGUUCAGUGAAUUUUGUCUCUGGAACAUGUAUUUUGAGUUUUUACCUGCAAGGGGACCCGCGGCCUGUGUUCUUCGUACGUGGAUUACCGAGUUAGCUGGAUCGGAUUAUUGGCGAUUUUGCACGAUUAUCGGUUUGUUUUCCCAACACAAGAAGUCCGUAAGCUUAGAAAAUGGCUUAGAAAAUCAUGCGCCGUAUAUCUCGUAAUAUAUCUCACACUUAUUCAAACGACGUCAAGUAAUUCUGCUCUCGUCUAAAGAAAAGCGGCUGGAGUUUGAGUUGCUACUUGCAGCGUAAUCUUCGACGAUGGAUAUUUAUUUACUUAAAGAUUUAGUAUGGGAUGAGGUGAGACAUUACAAGUGCCACUUCAGCAUAAGUAUAUGACCGUUACACAUGUACUCUAAUGAGAUAAAGAGAUGAAGGUUGCUCUACUCUCUGUACUUCUUCCUGUUGCUGGAGUGCUACUAUUAGGGCUGUUACCUAGUAUAGAUUUUAAAAAAUAAUGGGAGGUACAUAAUCGGAUACUCCUCUUGACUGUCCCACCGCAGCGUCGAGGAAAAGUUACGGUUACUUUUAAAUCUGAGAGUUCUCUUUGGAUAUGCGAAAAAAGAACCAAAAAUGUGGACACAAUUUCAUCAGUUCAUCGACUCGAAAUGGCAAAUACAGUUCGUUUUGCACAAACAUCGGUUUCCUCAGUUUAUACUAAACUGUGUAGGUCUCACUACAUUGUGCUUAAAAUAAUAUUAAAGAAAAAACAAACCUUUUAAUGAUCUCUCCAGGCUUCUGUACCAUUCGCCAAUCGUUCACUCAGUGAUUACGAAGAACUUCAUUAUAGUGUUUGGCUUGAUCACAGUUGGUGAAUCUUGUCUAUCAAGUAUCAUUUUUAUCUCGGAAUCAUAAAUCAACGUACGAAGAACAGGGCCCGGUUUUUGUAUUAUAAAUAUUAUUUUUAUUAUUAUUAUUAUUCUUUAGAAUCGUUAUUAGUAGUAGUCUCGGUUACAAUGAAAUAUGCUGUGGUGUAUGUCAGAAACCACGCCCUCUUCCCUACAUGGUGCACUAUUUUUUUUCCAUUUAGUUGUAAUGAAAUCCCACAAUGCAUGGAGGGUCGGUGAUGUAGCUUGGCUGCCGUCAUGAAUCCCCACAAUGCAUUUUGUCAGAGGACAACGGCAUUUCGUGCGGGGGGGGGGGGAGACAAGAUUAUUGGUGAUCUGUGAUGGGUGUGAAAUAUUUAUUAUGGGAUUAAAUAAAAGUGGGUGGAGCCGUUUAUACAUGGCAAAAUGUGUCUGGAUCUUCAAACUGGAACAUUUCGUUUUCUUUUAUGUUGGUGAAAUUUUGAGUCCGUAUACGUACACGGAUGAACGUGUGGGUUGUUUUUUUUUUUUUUUGUGUGUGUGUGUGUGUGUGUGUGUGUGUGUGUGUGUGUGUGUGUGUGUGUGUGUGUGUGUGUAUACCAACAUGGUUUUUGUUUUGUAUUGCUAAAAAAUGGAAUGAAGUGUAUGUGUACUUUACGUGUGUAUGUGUGUCAGCAUCAGAAUUCAAACCAACGUGUAUUUAAAUGAACAUUUUGGCCACAAAUGAAACGUACACAAUUAUCGUCCGUACCCGAAACGUUUAGCACGAUGCUGAAUUGGUAGCUUUUAUUAUGUACCAGCUCCAGUUCAAAAAUGAAGAAACAAAACUGACAUGACGCCUGCUUCGGCUAAUCGACUGCAUUUGGGGUCAAAUUUGGGAAACUUGUGUACACUUCAUUCCAUUUUUAAUUUUUUUUUUGCCAAACUUCUCCUUUAAUCAUGACCAAGCCAUUGUUUCAGCAUCAAGUGUUUGAAAAAUGUUUCUUAUAUAUAUAUAUAUAUAUAUAAUUUGUUGUACUCAAGCCAUCAAUGCAAUAGUUUGUGCAAUGAAUUAAAUGACACAAUUUCAAUGCAAAGACAAAAUGUAAAACGUGUUGUAGGUGAUUAUAGGCUGAGUAAACUGCAGGCAGGUCUGUUAGAUAGAAACCUCUUGAUUAGCAGUUAAUAACAGUUAUAUGUAUAUUAAUUAUUUAUAAAGCGUGAUAUACAACAGUGCUUUGCUUUAGGAGAAAAGCGGCUUUCUCGGCUGAACACUGUAGACUUUAUUAUUAUUAUUAUUAUUAUUAUUAUUAUUAGUUUAUUCGGACCUCGUUGUUACUGUUAAGAAUGUCCUGGAGCUCGAUUUAACCCUGACUGUCCUGACAUUAUUAUUAAAGGAGCAGUUUGUAAUGCUGUCUGUGAAGUGAAUGGCAAUCCCCAGUAAAACAUUUAUAAGUCACGCCCCCAGAUGACCCCACCCCCUCUGUCGAAACUACAUUUGCCUCUUAAGGAAAGCAUUUCAAUGGAAAGCAAUUGGCGAUACUGAUGAAGGGGCUGAGAUCAUUUCAGGGCCAGAAAGCCUGAAAUGAAGACUCUAGCAAGAUCAGCUUACACUGCAUUACACAGUUUUUCCUCAGUUCUCUUUUAAAGUAAUAGGUCGGUUCGUACAGGCCUGAAAACAAUCUUCAACAUUGCAAACUGCACCUUUUUAAUAUUUGUGACAUUUUACCAUGAAAGUAGUAAACAACAUUUAAAGAUACUUUGAUCCUUGGAGGAAAUUUAGUAAAAUAGUAAGAGCUGAACCUUCAUAAACAUGUCCAAAUGAUUCUGUUCGCAGCUAAAGUCACCAAACUUCUUGUUAUUGUGUGUCUAUUAGUGUUUUUUAUUAUUAUUAUUAUUAUAAUGUAUAAAUCACAAUCUUUAAAAACUUGUCUCCUAA
Ictalurus punctatus (channel catfish) is the source of this 8251-nucleotide messenger RNA. RefSeq names its product solute carrier family 39 member 14 (gene slc39a14). Gene Ontology annotation, molecular function: zinc ion transmembrane transporter activity. Gene Ontology annotation, biological process: intracellular zinc ion homeostasis; zinc ion import across plasma membrane. The record is from RefSeq and is a predicted model, not a curated record. Lineage: Eukaryota; Metazoa; Chordata; Actinopteri; Siluriformes; Ictaluridae. Bases 298 to 1761 code for a protein of 487 amino acids. The transcript has 9 exons. Gene Ontology annotation, cellular component: membrane.